AUGUCCGAUGCGUAUCCAACGCCCCUGUUCCCUCGUCCGACGCACCGUCUCGACAAAAUCGAAGCGCACAUCUUUCUUGAUGAUUGCGCUGCCCUCCUGGCCGAUGACCAUCCAGAAAUGUUUACCAAACUCCUUGGUGCACUCGAAGCAUUCUAUAGAGACAGGGAUUGA
This is a messenger RNA of Serendipita indica DSM 11827, 171 nucleotides long. Lineage: Eukaryota; Fungi; Basidiomycota; Agaricomycetes; Sebacinales; Serendipitaceae. The record is from the annotation of a GenBank genome assembly.